UGCCUCUAUACUACGUCGUUUCUUCUUGAAACAAAAAGUUUCGCCUGUUAUUAAAAGCCCCCCCGUUUAACUUGCUGGGCAAGACGAGGAGGAAGAUGCCCAGCCAAGCUUAGAACGCAUCGCAGAAACAACAAAAACACUUUGAGGAGAACACCUCCUAAGUUGGAAGAAGUGUGCUAGUGAGUAUUUGAGAAGUGAGAACAUUCAAGAACAAUUCGGGUCGCUUAAUUUGGAUAAAGGGAUAGACAAUGGAAGAUGUCCUGACUGAGAUUCCACCACCUUCAAGGUUUUUUCAGGAAGAUCUGAACAACUUCACUCCUCCAUUGCCACCUCUUCCAUCACCCUUUAUCCUGUUCUCUAAUCCUAAUCCUAAUAUACCUCUUCGCCCCUCUCUUGUCAUUAUUGCCAUAUCUUCUCCGUCUCUCUUCCUUGUCAACCAUAUAUGUUCCAAAACCCUUGGAAGUCUAAUCCUCCCGGAGAUUCCCUUCUCUGGCAACUUUAUUGAACCGUCCCUUGGAGACAAAUCAUGCAAUAUCUAUGCCAUCAAUGACACAGAUGAUAGUAUUCUUUUUAUACCUAUUCAGUGCCCAGUUGCUGCUGAGAGAUCUCACAUUGUUGCCAAGUUGCUGAUUGGUGAACAAAUUAUUCCUGAGAGGGUCCUGAUUUUGGAUUCAGUUCAGACCAGGAAUUUUCGCGGUAAGCUCUCAUUGGAUGAGACUUAUGCUUUCAAGCUGGAGACAUCACCAGAAAGAAAAGGAGAUUCCUCAUUGCUAAAAGGUGUAGACUAUUUCCCAUCAGGAAGUAUGAUUGAUGGUUUCGCAGCUGCUUUGUUGGGUAGAUGUCAAUUGAAGAAGAUAAAGGGAACUGUGUGUGUCACAUGGCCUGAAUAUGGUGGUUCUGUGGUGUCACUGCUCAAAUCUCUACUGCAUAAAAAUGUGCUGACUGGCGUGGACUUUAGCUUAACUGACAGUGAAGAUAGCUAUUCAAGGUUCAACCAGAUUAAGAAUCAUUCUUUUGAUUCUGAACUGUAUACAUGAUGCACUAGGCUUUAGGUGCUUGUUCAGUUAUUCUAACUCUGUUUUUCAUCCUUCUCCUCUUUUCUACUGUACUUUGACUUGUUUUUGUGCUGUUAAGAAAAAUGUCUUUUUAAAAGAGACCCUGCCCAUGGAUUCUAGUUUUUGCUUGUUGUAAUGCAGUGGUUUUGAUUCUUAAUAGAAAGACUUGUUUUGUUAA
Messenger RNA from Mangifera indica (mango), 1233 nucleotides. RefSeq lists its product as uncharacterized. The record is from RefSeq and is a predicted model, not a curated record. Lineage: Eukaryota; Viridiplantae; Streptophyta; Magnoliopsida; Sapindales; Anacardiaceae.